Molecule: messenger RNA, 10013 nt
Organism: Etheostoma cragini (Arkansas darter)
Lineage: Eukaryota; Metazoa; Chordata; Actinopteri; Perciformes; Percidae
Gene: nf1a
Product: neurofibromin 1a
Exons: 57
Coding region: 206-8536 (2776 amino acids)
Biological process (GO): regulation of GTPase activity
Source: RefSeq, a predicted model, not a curated record
CCUCCUAUCAAUUUUCUCUGAAGAAGACUUCCGGUGGUGUGUCAUGGCGGUGGCAUGGUGAAGCCUACAGAAAGGGAAAAAUUCUCGCCCCUUUCGUCCUUUUCCAUCGAUUCAGGACAAUUUUUUAUUCAUAAAUAAGCCUGUCAGCUCCGGCCCUAUACCUUGGAUUUAUCACCAGAACGUCGCGGUGUCCCCCCACCCGGCCAUGGCGGCUCACAAACCAGUGGAGUGGGUCCAGGCCGUGAUUACUAGAUUUGAUGAGCAGCUUCCCAUUAAAGUUGGACACCAGAACACCCACACCAAAGUCAGCACAGAGCACAAUAAGGAAUGUCUAAUCAACAUCUCCAAGUACAAGUUCUCCCUUGUCAUCAGUGGCCUCACCACCAUCCUCAAAAAUGUCAACAACAUGCGGAUAUUUGGAGAUGCUUCUGAGAAGAACCUCUACCUCUCCCAGCUUAUUAUCCUGGACACCCUUAAGAAGUGCCUGGCUGGGCAAUCCAAGGACUGCUUACGUCUGGAUGAGACCAUGCUGGUCAAACAGCUGCUUCCAGAGAUCUGCCAUUUCAUCCAUACCUACCGCGAGGGUCACCAGCACGCCGCUGAGCUGCGGGCCUCAGCUUCAGCCGUCCUCUUCUCCCUGAGCUGCAACAACUUCAAUGCCGUCUUUAGCCGCAUCUCCACCAGGCUACAAGAGCUGACGGUAUGCUCUGAGGACAAUGUGGAUGUUCAUGACAUAGAGCUGAUGCAAUACAUCAAUGUGGACUGCUCCAAGCUGAAGAGGCUGCUACAAGAAACUGUGUUGAAGUUUAGAGCUCUCAAGAAGCCUGCACAGCUAGCAGUCAUCAACAGUUUAGAGAAGGCGUUUUGGAACUGGGUGGAGAAUUACCCAGAUGAGUUCACCAUGCUUUACCAGCGACCACAGGCAGAUAUGGCAGAAGCUGCAGAAAAGUUGUUCGACCUGGUGGACAGCUUUGCAGAGAGUGCUAAGAGGAAGGCAGCUGUGUGGCCUCUGCAAAUCAUCCUCCUCAUCCUCUGUCCAGAGAUCACACACACCAUCUCCAAAGACACCGUGGAAGACAGCAAGGCCAACAAGAAACUGUUUCUGGACAGUUUGCGGAAAGCUUUAGCAGGCCAGGGUGGCAGCAAGCAGCUGAUGGAGAGCGCUGCUAUUGCCUGUGUCAAACUGUGUAAGGCCUCUACAUACAUCAAUUGGGAGGAUCACUCAACCAUUUUCCUCCUGGUCCAGUCCAUCGUCAUGGAUCUCAAGGCUCUGCUCUUCAACCCUGCCAAACCCUUCUGGAGGGGGACAGGCAGCCAGAAUGCUGACGUUGAGCUCAUGAUGGACUGCUUUGUCUCCUGUUUCCGCAUCAAUCCUCACAACAACCAGCACUUUAAGGUCUGUUUGGCUGCAACAUCCCCUUCAACCUUUCAUUUUGUCCUGGUCAACUCUUUGCACAGAAUUAUCACCAAUUCCCAUCUGGACUGGUGGCCUAAAAUCGAUGCCGUGUACUGCUACUCUGGAGAGCUCCGCUUUAUGUUCUCAGACACCCUCAACCGUGUAAUCCAAGGCAUCGGCACCCAUGCUCCACUACGCAUGACACCGAGUCUGACAUUCAAAGGGAAGAUGACCACCAGCCUUAAGUUCAAAGAGAAAACCACAGAACUGGACACUCGAAGUUGGAAGUGUCUCCUUCUUGCUCUGGUCAAACUCAUCCACGCUGACCCUAAACUCAUGUUGCAUAACCCAGUGAAGCAAGCUCCAGACAUGCAGAGCAGUACAGCAGAGCUCAUCACCGGCCUGGUGCAGCUAGUGCCUCUAACUAACACAACCCAGCUUUCACAAGAAGCCAUGGAGGCACUGCUAGUUCUGCACCAGCCUGAGACCAUCGAGUUGUGGAAUCCCGAUGCCCCCAUAGAGACGUUUUGGGACAUCAGUUCACAGGUGCUCUUCCUUAUCUGUCGCAAACUAAUUGGUCAGCAAAUGAUUAAUGGCACAGAAGUUCUCAAAUGGCUGAGGGAGAUCCUCAUCUGCAGGAACAAGUUUCUGCUUAAGAACAAGGAGUGUGCCACUAUGGGUGGUGGUAUCCCCAUCUGUAGGCAAGCGCAGACAAAGCUAGAAGUUUGUCUCUACAUGUUCCUGUGGAGUCAAGACACCGAGGCAGUGCUGGUGGCCAUGUCGUGUUUUCGCCACCUCUGUGAGGAGGCUGAUAUCCGCAGCGCUGCUGACGAGGUGCCAGUCCAGAACAUCCUACCAAACUACGCCACCGCCAGUGAACUGGCCUCUGUCAGCAACAUGAUGGCAACAGGCCGGUCCACCUUGCAGAAGAGGGUGAUGGCCUUGCUAAGGAGGAUAGAGCACCCUACACCAGGAAACAUUGAGGCUUGGGAGGACACAUAUGCUAAAUGGGACCAGGUCACCAAACAGAUUCUCAACUUCCCCAAAAACAAGGCAGAUGAUGGGCAGCAGGAGUGGAUCAACAUGACAGGCUUCCUGUGUGCUCUGGGUGGUGUUUGUCUCCAGCAGCGCAGCACCCCCAGCCUAGCGACCUACAGCCCACCUAUGGGCCCGAUGAGUGAGCGCAAACACUCCAUGAUCUCCAUGGACCCCUGUGGUAUAUCCAACCCUGUGGCCUCAGCAUCCUUCUGCUCCUCAUCGGCCUCCAGCGAGACACCCGUCAGCCGCUUCCUGGACCGGCUUCUGGCCCUGCUGGUGUGUGGUCAUGACAGAGUUGGCCUCCAUGUUCGCACAAACGUGAAAGACCUACUGGGGCUGGAGCUCAGCCCCGCCCUCUACCCAAUGCUCUUCAACAAGCUGAGGAACAGCAUUGGCAAGUUCUUUGACACCCAGGGACCGUUUCUUAUCAAUGACAGUAACACCCAGUUUGUGGAGCAGACCAUAGCCAUCAUGAAGAAUCUGUUAGAUAACCAUACAGAGGGCAGCUCUGAACACUUGGGACAGGCCAGCAUAGAGACCAUGAUGCUCAACCUGGUCAGGUAUGUGCGCAUCCUGGGCAAUGUGGUCCAUGCGAUCCAGAUCAAAACCAAACUGUGCCAGCUGGUGGAGGUGAUGAUGGAAAGACGAGAUGAUCUGUCCUUCUGCCAGGAAAUGAAGUUUAGGAAUAAGAUGGUGGAGUACCUGACUGACUGGGUGAUGGGAACCUCUAACCAAGCUGCUGAUGAUGACAUCAAGUGUCUGACAAGGGACCUGGACCAGGCCAGUAUGGAGGCAGUAGUGUCUCUGUUAGCUGGCCUUCCUCUUCAACCGGAAGAGGGGGACGGCGUAGAAUUGAUGGAGGCCAAAUCUCAGCUCUUCCUUAAGUACUUCACCCUGUUCAUGAACCUGCUAAAUGACUGCAGUGAGGUGGAGGAUGAGGGCCAGGCAGUGGGAGGACGAAAGAGAGGAAUGUCCCGUCGCCUGGCCUCCCUCCGCCACUGCACUGUCCUGGCCAUGUCCAACCUCCUCAACGCUAAUGUAGACAGUGGCCUCAUGCACUCUAUUGGUCUGGGCUACCACAAGGACCUGCAGACUCGAGCCACUUUCAUGGAAGUGCUGACCAAGAUCCUGCAGCAGGGAACAGAGUUUGACACUCUGGCAGAGACGGUUCUGGCUGACCGUUUUGAGAGGCUAGUGGAGUUGGUCACCAUGAUGGGAGACCAAGGAGAGCUGCCCAUCGCCAUGGCACUGGCUAAUGUGGUUCCUGGGUCCCAGUGGGAUGAGCUAGCCCGAGUCCUGGUGACACUGUUUGACUCCCGCCACCUUCUCUACCAGCUGCUGUGGAACAUGUUCUCUAAAGAGGUGGAGCUGGCCGACUCUAUGCAGACUCUCUUCAGGGGAAACAGCCUGGCCAGCAAAAUAAUGACCUUCUGUUUCAAGGUAUAUGGGGCAGCAUACUUGCAGAAGCUCCUGGAGCCUUUAUUAAGAGGGGUCAUCACCACUCCUGAACACAUCAGCUUUGAGGUGGAUCCCACCAGGCUGGAACAAGGUGAGAACCUGGAGGAUAACCAGAGGAACCUCCUGCAGAUCACCGAGCGGUUCUUCCAGGCCAUUGUCGGUUCAUCCAGCGAGUUCCCCCCACAGCUCCGAAGUGUCUGCCACUGUCUUUACCAGGCUACUUGCCACUCGCUACUGAAUAAAGCAACAGUAAAAGAAAAAAAGGAAAACAAAAAAGCAGUCGUGAGUCAGCGUUUCCCACAGAACAGCAUUGGUGCAGUAGGCAGCGCCAUGUUUCUGCGCUUUGUCAACCCAGCAAUUGUGUCUCCCUAUGAGGCUGGCAUCCUGGACAAGAAGCCCCUACCCAGGAUAGAACGGGGUCUCAAACUCAUGUCCAAGAUUCUGCAGAGCAUUGCAAACCAUGUCUUGUUUACAAAAGAAGAACACAUGAGGCCAUUUAAUGACUUUGUUAAGAGCAACUUUGAUUCAGCCAGAAGGUUUUUCUUGGACAUAGCAUCUGACUCUCCACCCAGCGACUCAGUCAACCACAGUCUGUCUUUUAUCAGUGAUGGUAAUGUGCUGGCCCUCCACCGCCUGCUGUGGAACAACCAGGAGAGGAUUGGACAGUACCUCUCCAGUAACAGGGACCACAAGGCUGUAGGCCGGCGACCUUUUGACAAGAUGUCCACCCUACUGGCCUACCUAGGACCUCCUGAACACAAACCUGUGGCUGACACUCACUGGUCCAGUCUAAACCUGACCAGCUCCAAAUUUGAGGAGUUCAUGACCAGGCACCAGGUCCAUGAGAAGGAGGAGUUCAAAGCCUUAAAGACCCUCAACAUCUUCUACCAGGCAGGAACCUCCAAGACCGGCAACCCAGUGUUCUACUACGUGGCCCGCAGGUUCAAAACAGGCCAGAUUAAUGGUGACCUGCUCAUCUACCAUGUCCUCCUCACUCUCAAACCAUACUACGCUAAGCCCUACGAGAUAGUAGUAGACUUAACACAUGUAGGACCUAGCAACCGCUUCAAGACUGACUUCCUGUCCAAGUGGUUUGUGGUCUUUCCUGGCUUUGCCUACGAGAACGUAGCAGCUGUCUAUGUUUACAACUGCAACAGCUGGGUGAGGGAGUACACCAAGUACCAUGAACGGCUACUGACAGGCCUGAAGGGCAGCAAGCGACUCCAGUUCAUUGACUCUCCAACUAAGCUGGCCGAGCACAUCGAACCCGAGCAACAGAAACUACCUGCAGCCACGCUGACCCUGGAGGAAGACCUUAAAGUGUUCCAUAAUGCCCUCAAGCUGGCCCAUAAAGACACCAAGGUCUCUAUAAAGGUGGGCUCGACAGCAGUUCAGGUGACUUCAGCCGAGCGGACCCGUGUCCUUGGCCAGCCUGUCUUCCUCAACGACGUCUACUACGCCUCAGAGAUCGAGGAGAUUUGCCUGGUGGAUGAGAGCCAGUUCACCCUCACCAUGGCCAACCAGGGCACACCACUGACAUUCAUGCACCAGGAGUGUGACGCCAUCGUCCAGUCCAUUAUCCAUAUAAGGACCCGCUGGGAGCUGUCGCAGCCUGACUCCAUCCCACAGCACACCAAGAUUCGACCAAAAGAUGUACCUGGCACUCUGCUCAACAUCGCCCUGCUGAACCUGGGCAGUUCUGACCCCAGCCUCAGGUCUGCGGCUUACAACCUUUUGUGUGCUUUGACUUGCACCUUCAACCUGAAGAUAGAGGGCCAGCUGCUGGAGACGUCAGGCCUCUGCAUCCCAGCAAACAACACCCUCUUCAUAGUCUCCAUUAGCAAGACUCUUGCUGCCAAUGAGCCACAUCUCACACUGGAGUUUCUGGAGGAGUGCAUCUCAGGCUUCAGCAAAUCCAGUAUCGAGCUGAAGCAUCUCUGUCUGGAGUACAUGACACCCUGGUUGCUCAACCUAGUUCGCUUCUGUAAGCACAACGAUGACGCCAAACGCCAGCGUGUCACUGCCAUUUUGGACAAACUCAUUACCAUGACGAUCAAUGAAAAGCAGAUGUAUCCCUCUAUCCAGGCUAAGAUCUGGGGCAGCCUGGGCCAGAUAACAGACCUGCUGGAUGUUGUGUUGGACAGCUUUAUUAAGACCAGUGCCACGGGAGGCCUGGGCUCCAUCAAAGCCGAAGUCAUGGCUGAUACUGCAGUGGCUCUGGCUUCAGGGAAUGUCAAACUGGUCUCCAGCAAGGUUAUCGGUCGGAUGUGUAAGAUCAUAGACAAGACGUGCCUGUCGCCAACGCCCACACUGGAGCAGCACUUGAUGUGGGACGACAUUGCCAUUUUGGCACGCUACAUGCUCAUGUUGUCCUUCAACAAUUCCCUGGAUGUUGCAGCACACCUGCCAUACCUGUUCCACGUGGUGACUCUACUGGUAGCUACCGGGCCGCUGUCCCUUAGGGCCUCCACCCACGGUUUGGUUAUCAACAUCAUCCACUCCCUCUGCACCUGCUCGCAACUCAACUUCAGUGAGGAAACAAAGCAGGUACUGAGGCUAAGCCUGACUGAGUUCUCCCUGCCCAAGUUCUACCUGCUGUUUGGCAUCAGCAAAGUCAAGUCAGCUGCGGUCAUCGCCUUCCGUUCCAGCUACAGAGACCGCUCCUUCUCACCAGGCUCCUACGAGAGGGAGACAUUUGCCCUGUCCUCCUUGGAGACUGUCACUGAGGCCUUACUGGAGAUCAUGGAGGCUUGUAUGAGGGACAUCCCAGCCUGCAAGUGGUUAGACCAGUGGACAGAGCUCGCACAGAAGUUUGCAUUCCAGUACAACCCAUCUCUCCAGCCGAGAGCUCUGGUGGUGUUCGGCUGCAUCAGUAAGAGGGUGAGCCACAGCCAGAUUAAACAGAUCAUCCGAAUCCUCAGCAAGGCCAGCCCUCUGCUCAGCAUAGACCGGGGACUGGAGAGCUGUCUGAAAGGACCGGACAAUUACAACAGUCAAGUAUUAAUAGAGGCCACAGUCAUUGCUCUGACCAAGCUGCAACCUCUACUCAGCAAGGAUUCUCCCAUGCACAAAGCUCUGUUCUGGGUGGCAGUAGCUGUGCUGCAGCUUGAUGAAGUCAACCUGUACUCUGCUGGAACAGCCCUGCUGGAGCAAAACCUCCACACUCUAGACACAAUGCGCGUCUUCUACGACAAGAGUCCCGAAGAAGUGUUCAUGGAGAUCAGGCGUCCUUUAGAAUGGCACUGCAAGCAGAUGGAUCACUUUGUUGGCCUCAACUUUAGUGCUAACUUCAACUUUGCAUUGGUGGGCCACCUACUCAAAGGCUACAGACACCCAUCACCCACCACAGUAGCAAGGACAGUAAGAAUCCUGCACACACUGUUGGCCCUUAUCAGCAAGCAUCUGAAAUGUGACAAGUUUGAGGUCAACACCCAGAGUGUGGCGUAUCUGGCUGCCCUGCUCACUGUAUCUGAGGAGGUCCGAAGUCGCUGCAGCCUCAAACACAGGAAGUCACUCCUGAUUUCUGACCUCUCCAUGGACCCAGUACCCAUGGACACAUAUUCAAGUCACAUCACUGAUCCCAGUUGCAGAACUUUGCGAGAGACUCAGCCAUGGGCGUCACCUCAGGUUUCAGAUCGCUACCUUUCAGCCCAUCACUACCCCACAGUGGGCCAGAUCAGCCCACGAACUCGCAAGUCCAUGAGCCUUGACAUGGGUCAGCCCUCACUGGCCAACACCAAGAAGCUCUUGGGCACCAGGAAGAGCUUUGAUCAUCUUAUAUCGGACUCUAAAGCACCGAAGAGACCAGAGAUUGAGUCUGGUAUAACCACCCCUCCCAAGAUGAGGCGUGUAGCAGAGAAUGACUAUGAGAUAGAGACACAAAGAAUUGGUAACUCUCACCUUCGCAAGGUGUCUGUAUCAGAGUCAAAUGUUUUGCUAGAUGAGGAGGUGCUGACCGACCCAAAGAUCCAAGCUCUGCUACUCACUGUGCUGGCCACCCAGGUCAAAUACACCACUGAUGACUUUGACCAGCGAAUUCUGUACGAGUACUUAGCUGAAGCUAGCGUUGUCUUCCCAAAAGUUUUUCCAGUUGUCCACAACCUGCUAGACUCCAAGAUCAACACUGUAUUGUCCAUGUGCCAGGACACCAACCUCUUGAAUCCUGUCCAUGGCAUCGUCCAGAGUGUGGUGUACCAUGAGGAGUCACCCCCCCAGUACCAGCCCUCCUACUUACAAAGCUUUGGCUUUAAUGGACUUUGGAGGUUUGCCGGGCCAUUCUCUAAGCAAACACAGAUACCGGACUAUGCCGAGCUGAUCGUCAAGUUUCUGGAGGCUUUGGUUGAUAGCUACCUGCCAGCAGCUGAUGAGGAGCGAGGGGAAGAGCAGCUGAGGACGCCCACCUCCCCCUACCCCCCAAUCAGCCAGAGCCAGCUCAGCAUCACUGCCAACCUUAACCUGUCCAACUCCAUGACCUCACUUGCCACCUCGCAACACUCACCAGGUGUUGAUAAGGAAAAUGUCCAGCUGUCCCCCAGCUCUGCUUUGUCCAGUGGGUGUCGCACUCGCCACGGUUCAGCCAGUCAGGUCCAGAAGCAGCGCAGUGCUGGCAGCUUCAAGAGACCCAGUAUCAAGAAGAUCGUCUGAUCAGCCAGAGAACAGCCCCAUCCUCCUCUCUGCUCCUCCGCCAGCCUCCAUGCUGCACUCCACUUUUACUCUUUUUAUUUCCUCCUUCCUUUUCAUGGUUGUUGCUCUAGCAGAAAAACUUGUGGUUUUCUGUUUUGCAUUGAGAAGAAUAUUAACAACGCCAAACUUGAAAUUUGUGCUGCUUGAGAUUUUUUUUCUAAUCUUUCAUUUGAGACAGCGCAUGGUAGAGGAGAAACUUCUGUUAAAUUAUUUCAUUUCUCCUCUGGAAUCAAUGUUUAAGCUCUUCUUCACAGAUAUUCAGCAGCAGUUGAGUGUACUGCAGCGACUGAGGUUACACAACUAUUUAGGGGGAUCCCUCUGAGCCUGAUGGGAAUACAGUAAGCUAAUGUGGACAUGGGCUGUGACAUUUACCAGAUUCUUUACACAGGGAGGAACCAGUAACUGAAAUGAUGUCUUUACGCUGAAGUUUGAUCCGUAUUAUGUCCCUUGGCCUUCCUUAUGAAUAAACACCUCUGUGUCAGUGAGAUGGACCAAAUGACAGCAGCGGGGGGGCGGCGGAUCCUUCACUCUGGACCUGCUCGGACGUCUCGGCUCACCCCCCCCAGUUCUGUACAUAUUUUACAUAGACGGAUGUACAUAUUUUACAAAGACAGAUUAUGUAAAACUAGACCUUAGUGCUACUUUAGAUGUUGAUGUUUUCUCCAUGGUGUGCCUUUGUCAGGGUUUUUCAAUCUGUACAAUUUGUAAAGUAAAAGUCAAACCUUGCUAGGGACAAAGAACAGGUACUAAUUAUGGAGGUGAGCUGUCUAUAUUACCAUCAGUUCAUACGAGCUGCAUCAUGACGGGCCUCUAAUGAUCGUCAAAUAUACAAUCAUCCAUAUACCCUGUUGCCUGAAAGUAUUUAUCCUGUACAGCUAGAUAGUGCUACACAAAUCUUCUUUUCAAACUCUUAAAAAAUCUUCUUCUUUUCAAACACUUUUGAUUGUACAAAACACUAGGGAAAAUGUAACCUUGUUAAAAGCUCCAAGCUUUUUGUUUUGUUCUAUUUGCAUUUUGCUUUAAUUUAGUUGUUUGAUUUCAGUUAUUUUUAGAAUGAACUGUAUUUCCAGCAGCAUAGCAUUUUAUUUUGUUUACACAGUGACAGGGAAAAUUGUGUAAUAGGCAAUAAUCCUCGACUCUCAAACUUCUUUGUCCACCACCUAUUUUAUUUGUACAUAAAACCGGGAAAAACAUCACUAUGUCAGCUCAGUGCAAUAUGAUGCCAACUCCUGAGUUGCCUGUUAACAUAGAGAUGUAGCUAUUAUUGAUUACCUCCAAUGACCAUUUGAAUAGAUAGAGGCAGUGGACAAUGACAUUGAUCCCUUCAUAUACAUGCAUCUAUGUGUGUAUAUGAACUACACACCAUUUGUUUCACCUUAACAGUUUGAGCUGUUUAACCCACAACCAUCAGAGGUUUUUUCCUGUGGACUCUUUAAAG